UAGUGAAUAUGGAGAGUGAGACUCCAGAUAAUAUAUUCGAGGAUAUGGAAAACGAAACUCCAGAACAAAUAUUCGAGGAGGAAAUACUGGAGGAGGUCUCUGAGAAGGUUACUGAGAAAGAAGUACCAGUUGAGGCAGCUCAGAAUGAGACACCUGACCAAGUUAAGGCAGUAGUGGAGGAAGCUGCAGAGAAUGUACCUUCAGAUUUUUUGUCUGAAGAAAAGCAUGUUGAGUCAGCAGUGCAAAUGGCUGCGCAGGAAGACGCUGAGAUUGCCGAUGAACAAACUGAAAUUACUGAGAAAGGAGAUGUAGAGGAGGCAGCGACUGAUCAAGACGUUUCUCCAUCCGAGGCUGAAGUGGAACCAGCAGAACCUGAGAAAGAGCCAGAAGAACAAAUUGUCACAGAAGCUAUAAAAUGUACCGAAGAAUCUGAGGAUCUAGCUGAAGUUGCUGAGACAGGACAUACCAUCGAGACAGCAGAUGCAAUUGUUCCUGAAGCUGUCCACGAAGCAACAGAACCAGCGGAGUCCCUCAGGACUGACGAGACUUUAGAUAAGACCAGCUCAGACGAAGGCUCUGAUAAGCCUGCGUCUGAUGUGGAGAUGACUGAGCUGACAGCUAGUAGUGAUGAUGGUUCAGUUGGAGAGAUGCUAGGAGGGGAGGGUGAUGGUGACAUGGGUCCUGCCGAACCUGAGCUGAUGGAAGUUGAGGAGUGCGUAUCUCAAGAAGAGGAUCUUCAAAACCUGACUACAAUCGCCGUCUCAAUAAACGGCAACGUGGUACAAGCCGAAGUGAUCGAACAAGGAGAUGAAGCUGUGAUGGAGCCAGGGGAGGAGGCGGAUGAAGAGGAGGAGCAGGCCACGGUGGAGGAGAACCAACACGACGAAACGGAUAUUGUAACGGAGAUGCCGGAGACCACGACAGUGCCUCCCCAUCCUCGACCUCAGGUGUUCGCUGAGAUUAUUGAAGAAGAAAUCAUUGAGGAGGAAACUGUUGAGGUGCUAAACAACAAGCCCUCCUCACAAGAGCCACCCCUCCACUACAAACACCUAUCACCCUACUACACCACGGCCGGCUCUAACCACAUGCACCAGCACUGUAACCCCGGGUUUCGUGCUGACAGCGGUUAUCCGGGUCAGCCAGUACCUCAGCACUCACUCCGCCCUCCACUUCUUCACCACAACUACCACCCACAAUACCCCCAACAGCAACAUAUUUACUCACAGUCUGGGGGCCAUGUUUAUUCCGAACAUUUUUCUUAUUCUCACGAUGAUCAGCGUAAUUGUAAUAAUGUUGGCCGAUGGUUGUUUGAGAAACCCAAAGAAAAUGCAAAUAUGAUAAACAACCGCGAAGAGAAGCAAAGACACCAGUCAGACGACAUUAUUACCUCUCUGGACGCACCAGCCCCUCACUCCACCACUUCUAGGAGGCUACAAGCUCGAGAAGAUGCAGCUAAACGCAAGGACGAGUCUAUGUUACUUUCCACUAAGAAGAUUAUCGACAGUACAGAUGAUGUGCUCCGCUCUGCACAGGCUCUUUUGAAGAGUACUGAGAAUAAGGAUGGAGUGGAAGAAUCAGCUGGAAAACAACCCAGCAGAUACCCAGCUGGUGACAUUUAUCAGCCUCAGCCACGCGAAAAACGACAGAAGAAAAAGAAGUCUAAGCCUGAUCUCCAAAAAGAAAAGGAGAUUGACCCAGAUUACGAUCCUGAAGACGAUUUCGACGACAAAGAGUUCUUGUCUCCUAAAGAUCUUGAGUCAGCAGCUUUCGCAAGCAGAUUACCUGCCGAUCGUAUGACGAAACAGGAAGCCAUUAGUUUCUCUGAAAUUUUCAACGUGAAGGAUUCCCAAGCUCACUUUCUUUACAUUAGAAACAGACUGUUGUUUGUCUGGUUGGAAGACCCGAAGAACAAGCUCACUGUUGAAAACGCUCUGCCCAGAAUAGAGCCUCCUCACAACGAGGAUGAGGAGUUGGUAGAACGUGUUUAUGAGUAUCUGAACAGAUACGGGUUUAUAAACUUCGGAGUGUACGCCUCACCCAAACUCCCAGAACCCUCCUCGACCGCUCCUAAAGUUCUUGUUGUCGGUGCUGGUAUAUCAGGUCUUACAGCUGCAAGACAACUCCAAGAAUUCGGAAUUAACGUGGAUGUUAUCGAAGCUCGAUCCGUUGUUGGCGGCAGAGUUUGCACCUUUAAAGACGGAAACUACGUUGCAGAUCUGGGUGCAAUGGUGGUAACAGGCCUUGGAGGGAACCCACUGGCAGUGCUCGCCAAACAGCUGAACCUAGAAUUGAUGCCAAUAAAACAAGAUUGUCCGCUGUACGAAUUUACAGGACAGAUGGUUCCCAAAGAGCGUGAUGAGCGGGUUGAGCGGGAGUUUAACAGGUUGUUAGAGGCUACAACCUACAUGUCACACCAAUUAAAUGUGAACAGCAUCAACGGUAGGCCGGUAUCUCUUGGUCAAGCUCUGGAGAUUAUUAUUAAGUUGCAGAUAAGGCAGGUAAAGGAGAAGCAGCUGAAGCAUGGGCGUGAGAGGUGCGAGAUUCAGGAGAAGUUGAACCAUAUUCAGCAAGCAUUGUUCCCUCUUCACGAGAAAAUCAAAGACUCUCACUCCAAAUACUUGGAAUUAAAAAUGAAGCAUGAGGAACUCUCAGACCAACUUGGUGAAGUUAUCCGGGACCAAAAGGCCGAGUUUGAAGUCAAAGCAGCCUACAAGGUCAUGUUGGAAACAUUCGCUGAAUACGACGCUCUCUUGAAAGAACAACAAGAGCUUGAGGUUCAGUUGACAAAAAUGGAGCAGAUGGUCCCCAAUGAGAUUUACAUGACCCCCCAAGAGAGACAUGUUUUAGAUUGGCAUUGUGCCAACCUGGAGUUUGCAAAUGCGGCCCCUCUCUCGGCACUAUCUUUAAAACACUGGGACCAGGACGACGAUUUUGAGUUUACUGGAAACCAUCUCGUUGUUCAUGACGGGAUGUCAACAAUAACAGAAGCAAUGUCCAAGGGUCUAAACAUUCGCCACAAUACCGCGUGUGUCGGCAUCAAAUACACGGACAGUGGAGUUGAAGUAGCGACAAGAGAAGUGAACCAAGUUAACAGCAGCUGGGCAACCAACACCACAAAUACCAUCACUGCAGAUGCUGUGCUGUUGACAAUCCCUCUGGGGGUUCUUAAGAAGGAGAAACUGAAGUUCGAUCCGCCUCUGCCUGAGUGGAAGACGUCUGCUAUCAAGAGGAUGGGAUUCGGCAACCUCAACAAGGUGGUGUUGUGUUUCAACAAGGUAUUCUGGGACCCGAGUAUCCAUCUCUUUGGUCACGUGUCUAACAGCACCAUAUCACGUGGCGAGCUGUUCCUCUUCUGGAGCGUCUCUAAAGCUCCGGUUCUAAUAGCGCUAAUAGCGGGGGAGGCUGCCACUGUCAUUGAAACUGUUCCUGACGAAGCGAUAGUCGGCAGAGCCAUGACGAUCCUCCGAGCCAUAUUCGGUUUCCAGACUGUUCCUCAGCCCAGCAAACACCGAGUGACGCGCUGGAGAGGGGACCCCUGGGCCCUAGGCUCCUACUCUUAUGUUGCUGCUGGAUCUUCUGGUAGUGAUUACGACGAUCUGGCAAGACCUGUAGCUCCUCAAAAUGCGUCAGGAGCACAUCCCCGAUUAUUCUUCGCGGGAGAGCACACGAUCAGAAACUAUCCGGCCACAGUGCACGGUGCUCUAUUAUCCGGCCUAAGAGAAGCUGGCAGGAUAUCCGACCAGUUCCUCGGUCCACCAUACUCUAAAGACACCACCGUCAACGUCACUACUCCAGCUCAAUGAGAGGAAGUUGUAGUUCAGCUUGAUUCUACUACGCGCUAUCACGUGACUAUAACGCCAAUGUCAGCUUGCUGUUCAUGAUCCACAAUGCUUUAACUCUUUGUAGACGCGGAUGUGUCUUCAACAGAAGGAGACCUGUGCUUGCCGUCGUUAAAAUGUGUUAUUUAAGUACGAUUGCUAAGAUUAUACUGUAUAUGUUAUCGAGCAGUGAGUUUAUUUGAUAUCCAGAACUGGUUUAUAGAUCAGCAGGUUAUCUUAUGAUGAUCCCUUCUUCAAUUUUAAGCAGACGAUGGUCACGUGUCUAGCAGCACCAUAUCACGUGUCUAACAGCACCAUAUCACGUGUCUAACAGCACCAUAUCACGUGUCUAACAGCACCAUAUCACGUGUCUAACAGCACCAUAUCACGUGUCUAACAGCACCAUAUCACGUGUCUAACAGCACCAUAUCACGUGUCUAACAGCACCAUAUCACGUGUCUAGCAGCACCAUAUCACGUGUCUAACAGCAACAUAUCACGUGUCUAACAGCAACAUAUCACGUGUCUAACAGCACCAUAUCACGUGUCUAACAGCACCAUAUCACGUGUCUAGCAGCACCAUAUCACGUGUCUAACAGCACCAUAUCACGUGUCUAACAGCACCAUAUCACGUGUCUAACAGCACCAUAUCACGUGUCUAACAGCACCAUAUCACGUGUCUAACAGCAACAUAUCACGUGUCUAACAGCAACAUAUCACGUGUCUAACAGCACCAUAUCACGUGUCUAACAGCACCAUAUCACGUGUCUAGCAGCACCAUAUCACGUGUCUAGCAGCACCAUAUCACGUGUCUAGCAGCACCAUAUCACGUGUCUAGCAGCACCAUAUCACGUGUCUAACAGCACCAUAUCACGUGUCUAACAGCACCAUAUCACGUGUCUAACAGCACCAUAUCACGUGUCUAACAGCACCAUAUCACGUGUCUAACAGCACCAUAUCACGUGUCUAGCAGCACCAUAUCACGUGUCUAGCAGCACCAUAUCACGUGUUGCAGGAUUGCAUGAGAAUCAUAUUUAGACGAAAGUGGAAAGACUUUCAAUCAAAUAUCCUUUUUAUCUUGUUAUUUGUUAACAGUCUUAAAUCUUUUACAAUGCAGGUAUUUGUGUUAUGUUAUUUUAUUGAGUUCCGUUAUGUUGUGUGGUGAUUACCAGUUACCACAUGACACUAGAUUUUGUGGUUCUCACUGGGCUAUAUGAGCAGUUUAUAGUUGGACAUGAUAGGAUUCUGAAACCAGUUCACGAUAUACCCAUACAUUUUUAAUCGUUCAGCGACCCGCAAUGUUUAAUGCUAUUAGAUCUGGUGUUUUCUUUUCGAAUCAUAUUAUCAUGUAUGAUGUAUAUCAUGUAUACAUAUUAACUAUGUAUCGAGGAAAUAACCAUAUUUGAAUCACAUACACUGCUAAGUUUUUCAAGUCUGGACAUGUUUUUAAAUUAUAUUGUUUAUGUAUUGACUGUUACUUUAAAAUUAAAUUGUCAACACUUUA
This is a messenger RNA of Bolinopsis microptera, 5321 nucleotides long. Its product is annotated as lysine-specific histone demethylase 1A-like. The coding region runs from base 9 to 3803 and encodes 1264 amino acids. Gene Ontology annotation, biological process: negative regulation of transcription by RNA polymerase II; positive regulation of transcription by RNA polymerase II. Lineage: Eukaryota; Metazoa; Ctenophora; Tentaculata; Lobata; Bolinopsidae. Gene Ontology annotation, molecular function: chromatin binding; oxidoreductase activity; transcription factor binding. The transcript has 16 exons. The record is from RefSeq and is a predicted model, not a curated record.